Molecule: messenger RNA, 4898 nt
Organism: Spodoptera frugiperda (fall armyworm)
Lineage: Eukaryota; Metazoa; Arthropoda; Insecta; Lepidoptera; Noctuidae
Exons: 5
Coding region: 495-1439 (314 amino acids)
Source: RefSeq, a predicted model, not a curated record
GUAUCGAUUCCGCGGCGCCUUCAGUCGGCGUCCGUCGAGCGCCGCGCUGCGCCGAGCCGCCGGCGAGCGGGCGUCGCCCCUCCUCGCGGCCCGCGCCCCGCAACCGCCCUCGUCCGUCGAAUCUCUCGUCGUCGCCGGCAAACUCGAACGACCUCUUUUCGCUAACUAACGUCGCACCCGCGUCCGAUUCCCGCCGCGAAACUGCGCUCGAUCUCUUCGCGUACUCAUAAUCGCACUCUGAAAUAUUUUUCAGAGUUUAGUAGAAAUAUUUUAAAGAAACUUUGUUUCAUAGUUUGGAAAUAAGCGGUCGUUGAUUUAAUGUAAGAUUUCAUUUAGUUUUUGUUAGAGUGGGUUUAGUCAUGGACUUGGCAAGUUUAGUUCAAUAGUGGUAGGGUUGUUAGAGCGCAAGAGUGCGGUGAUGUGGCGGUGCGCGGCUUGGCGAGGAUGUCGGUCGCGGCCUGCGUGUGCGCCGGCGGGCGCGUAGGUCCUGCACCAUGGACUGCUGCAACUACGGGGAGUACCGCGGGCCGGGCCAGUACGCGCCCGCCUGGGACGGCUACGGCGGCUACGCACCGCUGCCUUACGCGCCCUACGCGCACGCCUACUACGCGCCGCACGCGCACGACCCCUACGCGCGAUACUACCGCUAUGACUAUCCCAGUCAUCACAUGCACCAUGAACAUGUCAUGCCUAUGGAUUACGGCGGGUACGCGUCGAAGGAGGCGCGCGUGCGACGCUCGCUGGCGCGGCGGGAACAGCGCGCGCACACCCCCGCUCAACACCUGCCUCUCCCACCCACGCCGCCGCUAGAAUGUGGAAUGAACGGUCGGGGUCCCGCUUACUGCGAACCGCAGAUGUGGCCGCAUUAUCAGCAGAUGGGUGCUAUGGGUGGCGGUGGCUGGAGUGGCGCGAACGCAGCCAACGGGUGGGCCCCGCGCAAUGCGUGCUCGCGUGACCACAUGCGGUAUCCUCCUGAAUGUCGCCCGAUGAAGAGUGCUCAUUUGCAUAGUCAAAGUCAGGCUUGUCAACAAGAUGGGAGAUCCACGCCUUAUCCUGUUUAUGAAGAUUCACAUUACAAUGGAGAGGGUGGUGCAAGGCAAAGAAAUACCCCCGAAUUCACGCCGGCUGUAACACAGAGUGAAGCAAGCCGCGCUCCUCGUGAACGUUUUCCUGUCGAGCCACGUCGCUCCCCUCCCGAAGAGAAGCGGGCGCCGCCAGUAGUUCCGUUGCCAGCUUUCCAACAAGCGUUUGGGUCAACAGAGAUCGGGAAAUUUGCCGAGGCAUUUAGUCGGACGGAGAUCGCAGUCGACGAUACUCCCGCCGACAAUUUUAUGUACGACUCGUUUCCCGAGUGGGAUGGAUCUGUCGAGCCUCAAUGGUCCUCCCAGCCCGCGGCGCAACCCACGUCGCGGGAAAUCAAAUGCGAAGACAACUUUUAAGUUGUCUUUGCCCUAGUACUAAUUUGUAGGCAAAUAUGCCUUUUAGUUAAAUUAGACAAAUUGUAGUUCCACCACCAAGUUGCCAAAAUGAGUAGAAUUGAGAUGAGGAGUUGAAUGUCAUAGGACUAUUAUGAUGUGAUGUCAAAAUUACUGAAGAUUACGAAAAUUUAAACGACCGGAUAAAAUAGUGGUGUGACUUUUAAUUCAAUAUAUAAAGUAGUUUAAUUAGUUAAUCCCUUUAACUAGUUUUAGGCCGAUCUUGAAAUGAGAAAUAUUAUAACGAGGAAGUGGGAAGGUUAGGUACUGCAUAUAGGAUAACAAAUGAAUCAUGACUCAAUGUGCCUUUAUUCGGAGAGCCCGGCCGCUACUCGCGCGGUGUCGUCCGCCCCAUUCUGCGUUGCUAUGUACGACAUAACAUUACAAUAGCAAUUAUAGGGACCAACGUUUAGACAAAUAUACACGACCCGGUCGCGUGCACACACCAUGCGCAAUAAGCUCAACGAAAUACUUUAUGAAUGUUCUGGGAUUUUAAAGAAAAUUAUAGCAACAUUAACUUAAAUAAAAUAAAUAAUAAACAAAUUAGUAGCUUGUAAUUAAAUAAUAAAAUAAUUAAAACUUGAUCUUUCAAAACUAACUGUUCCCUUUAAAAAAUAUGCUUUCUUAUGCUAUCCUGUAUAAUUUUGAUAUUAGAUACAUAAUGUAAACCUUCUAAAUUAAAAAACUCAUAAUAAGGCAAUUCAUAUAAUUUGAUUCCUAUUUCUGUUAGACAUAUAUCUAAUUAUAAUAAUAAUUAUAACAAAUAAAUAAUGAUUGUUAUUGAAAAUAUUUGAGGGGCUAUGAGACGCCGCGCGGUCUUAUUAUAAACAUUCAAAAUUUUUCAGAAAGUAAUGAACAAGUCAUGUGUGUAGGUAUAAAUAGGUAGUUAAAUUUGAUAAAAAUUUUAAAGAGAUUACUUAUGAAUAAAAUGGCUUUUUAAUUGAAUAUUUAGGGGUCCAACAACGUUGAUGUAAAGUGUUUGUCGUGAUUUUAAUUUUCCAUUUAGAAUCACAAAUACGACAGCAAUAUAUCGCGUAGAUAUAUACUGGUAAUCAGUUGCCAUCGAUUACCCAAUACCUAGCUGAAUUAAUGUUACAACAAAAUGUCUGUUGUUUGUUAUGUUUAGUUAGGUAUAUCAACUUUAAUGGUUGCUUGGUGACAAAGAACUAAUGUCGUUUCUCGUUUAGAAACUGAGUAUUUAUUAAAUUAUUAAGUAUGAGUUUUGUAAAUGAUUAGUGUCUGUGAUAGAGUUGUUUGUGUAUGUAUAUGUUUUAAUAUAGUUUGCUAUGUAAAUUAUGUCCUACAAAUUAAAAUUUGGUAUUUAUGUUUAUAUUGUCAUUCAUUAGAUGUUUAAACUGUCCACUUACAGGCGAUUUUUAUUUAUCGUUGACGAGCUUUCGUGAUCGUUUAUAAGAAAGCUACGUUUAUGUAAGAACAGAGAAAUCCAAACAUUCCGAAUUAUUUCAUAGCCCUUUUGAUUCCACAACGAAUUCAUUGUCACAGUGUUAUUGUGUAAACAGGUCCCGAGACUAUGUUUGGUAUAGCACCUGUCGAAUUUGUUGUUACAUCUGUUUGAUUGUCAGCGGAAGCUAAAGUUGAUGUUAGUUACUUUGUUUCGAGCUUAAUACUUAAAUAAAUUUAUCUUAUAAUGUGCGGUGCAUGGAUAACAGUAACUUCCAGUGGUCUUCAUUUUUAUAGAGGAAACUUGUGUGACAGUAUUUUCGGUCCUUUUCGAUUAAAAAAAAAAAACAGCAAAAUUAAUGGAGUGCCUUACGUAUUUAAUAUGAUAUGAAAUUAGGAUGGAUGAAUUUUAUUCUAGCAUAAUUUGAUGAAACACCAUAAUAAAAUAUAAUAGCGUAAUGAAACUUCUUUUAAAUCGAGUAUUUCAUUAAUUAUUAGAUAUUGUAAUGAACUUAAUAAGAGUUAUUUAAUGAUUAUCUUUAUAUAUAAAUAUAUAUUUAAAAUAAUCGUGGUGUGCACUAAAUUAUUUUAUUGCAAAGUUUAUUAAUUUAAAAAUGUUUUGUUAUUUUCUUAGUAGAAAGAAACGAAGUAUGAUUUUAGUACCUAGUGUUUAUUAUUAAGAUUAAAAAUAAACUUAUUCCGAUUGUAUUUAUUUAGUUAUAGUGUGAUCAAUUUAGGUACGACUUUAUGUAACUAGUGUGUACACCAUUUCUUCCGACUUCGAGUUAUUUAGAGGGUAUGUUUACUUUCAUACAUAAUAUAUUAUUGCAAGGCUUACAUUUAAAGAGGAAUAUAGCAAAUAUAAGCGAACGCUGAACAAUUUUAUCUUGAAUAAAGGGUCUAUUACGAAUUUUGACUUUGGGUUUAUAUUUUCAUUUCAUUUUUGAAAACGAAAUGAAAGUAUAUUCUAACCUAAACGUCAAAAGUCGUGCUUAUACCACCCUUGUCCUAUCCCCUUAAAACGCCAACCGGUGGUGGUGAACAAAGUUAAAAGGAUACAAAUGUAGCCAGUGCCACAUAAAUUAUGUAUUUACGAUAUAUACAUCUUCUUAGAUAGUCCUAUUGUUAUUUGUUUAAGUAAUGUUAGGAAGGAAUAUAAUUUCUAAUGUAGAGAGAUGUAAAGACGGUAAUGAGGUUAUACAUUAUAUAGGUGUUCACAAAUAGAGCUUCCCGAGUGAGUAAAUCACAUUUUGUCUACCAUUAAUGUUUUCCCUUUGUUCCCUGAUCAUUAAACUAUUAUUAUCUCUUAAUCUACUGCUACUUCAUCUCAUUUGUCAUUACCUAAUUUCUAAUGUGUUUACUUUAAAUAGUUUUCCACUCCACCCACAUUACCACCUUUGUCCGUAACUAAACAUAUUCAUAAUUUAAUAGCACUAUUCAUGAAAAUUACAUAGGAUUCAGACUAAAUCAAAGCUAAAAAUAAUCAUUUUUAAUCUUACCUACUUGCCACAAAUAGAUUCUAGAGCAUUUUUCACGUAGAAAUAUUUCGAAAUUUUCUUUCCUUUCAUAUAAUAACAUAGCUGAAAUCUUUAAUAAAUAAAUAAAUGAUAAACGUGACUGUAUAAUGAACUUAAAUCGUUUUAAAAUAUUGUAGUUAUGAGGCCUCCAUAGUUUUUACCUAUUGUUGAGGUCAGGUAUGAGUGAAUUGUUCUUUAAGUUUUAUUCGAAAUUCGUUAAAAAAAUUAGGCCAACAAAAUUUAGACGCGUAAGUUUUAUGUAAAUUUGUUGAGGCAGUUCAAAAUUAAUGAACAAAAAUAUUUAAUGAAAAAUAUUGUGUACCUAUCUAGUUAUAAUUAUUAUUAACCUUGUAAAUACAUACUUAAUUAUAUUUUGAAUGUUUCACUCAUAUCAAUUUAGAAAAUCUGUUUUAUUAGCAAAUUGUAAGGUUUUGAAUCCCGAAACACUGAAAUGUUUGAUUUAUGGACGUCGAUGUACGAUUUAAUAAACACAUUGUACCGAUUA